AUGUCUCCAGCAAGUAACGAUCCCUACUCUGUUUCAACCUACGCCGAUUCCAUUAGCUCCCGUCCGGACAGGACGCUCGUCGUGAAAUGUACAUUCGAUCGCUCGAAUAAGAGAAUCACCUUCUCUUCUGCACGCAAUUGUUCGUAUCAGCUACUAAGGGACAGGGUCGAGCAAUGUUUCUCCUUGUCUGCAUCUUCCUUCGUUAUCUCGUACAAAGACGAUGACGGCGAAGUCACAGACAUUACCAACGAGCUCGACCUGACCGAGGCCAUCUACUACUUCCACACGGAUGCGAGCUCCGAGCCUGCGUCUUCUGCGUCCUCCAUCUUGUCCGGGCGCUCUUUCGGAUCCCUAGGCUCCAAGAAGAUUACCCUCCGGAUACAAGUCACGGUCGACUAUGACGGUCCCAGUUUGAGCGACAGCAGCAGCUUAGCCAGCCUAGACGACUACCGAGGCCGUCAGGCCGGAAGCGAGCUCAGUCUCAACUGGAGUGCGCCGGGUAGUGAGAUCGACGGCACGGUCGACGCAGAGCACGAGCCGGAGGACGAUGCGGUCACGAUCAGCUCCCGCGAUACGGGCGGUAGUGUAGAGUUGGAGCGUACGAACGGCCAUCAGGGCAAAGCACGUUCCCAUCUUCCCCCGGUUGCAGAGGACCGGUCAGACUUGGGUAGUCAAUGGGAGCUUGCUACUGUAGCAAAUAACCGCACAGCUUCCCCUUCACUAGAAUCCGUCACCUCCCGUAAUGUAGAGGAUCCUUCCGCCGUCUUCUCUCGCCUCAAGCUUUCCGAAUCUUCCUCCCCGCUCAACGCCGGCCCGUCCUGCGUUCCUCUUACCUGGCUACAGGACCAGAACAAUCGGACCAUUAAAGCCAUGCUCGGCGCCCUUCCUGAACCAUCCGAGACCGACACUUCCUCGAUCUCCCUGCGCAGCACCGAGGACGGCGACGGCGACGUCGAGUCGCUCUCAGGUGGGGACCUGUCGCUGCAGCGGGACCACAGAGGCAAGUACUAUUAUUCAUAUACGAGCGCUGGGUCCGGGUCCGUCUCGACACACGACUCGGGCUACCAGGACGAUGACAGCCUGAGCGCGACGUACGACCCCACGCGCUCGUCGAUGCAGGUGGACGGGAACCCAUUCGUGGACCCGCAGCACGGGCUCAACGCCCACCCUGCUAUCCCCAGUGGAAGCCGUUCGGCGUCUGAGCCUGUGCUGCAGAUUCACCCAUCCAUUCCGCCGGAGGUGCUCAGGUACCUGAAUGAUGACGCCGAGCCUGCGGGCCCGCCUCCUGAGCAGCUCACGAGUUGUAGCGAGUGCGGCGUUAUGCUCGAAGCGAUCCGGUACGUGUGCGCGACGUGCGGCGAGAAGCGACCAGUCUCGCAGCGGGACACCGGCGGUGACGCGAUGAGCCCCUUCGAGGAUCCGUCGGAGUAUAGCGGAGGAAGGGGCCUGCACGUUCCUACGCCCUCGUCGUCUGCAAACUCUUCGAGGACGUAUAUUGCGGACCGGGAGCUGCCCGAGCACCGGCGGUACGCGACUGACCCGCAUGGGCCGCAGCAUGAGCGGCACCAUCAUCACCACCACUACGACCCGCUCGACCCGCGCCAUCACUACCACGCAGCUCACCCUCCCCACCCUCACCCUCACGCCCCUCACCACCCUCACCAGCAUUUCUCGCCGAGCCGCUCAAUCCCAAAUGGUUCAUUGCACCCGCACCCGUUCUUCCACCCGCGCACCUCGUCCCUGCAGAAUGGGUAUAUGUCAUUGGCGUCGUCCACGACCCUCCACGGACCGCCCAGCGACUUGCCGGCGUCCUUUCCCUCCUCCUAUACCCACCCGAGUCACUCACCUUCCUCGUCCCACUCGAGCUCGGGCUCGACCCCGACGUCGCCCAGCGUCCCCGGGGGCUACGAGCUGUGCUCAGGGUGUAUCGAGCAGGCGGGCGUCAAUCACGCCCUGGAAGUGGUGGGAGGAGGCGCGGGCCCUGGAAUGACUAUGGGCGUGGGCCGGAGCCGGGGUCCGGAAGCGCUGAGCCAGUGGAGGCGCGCGGCGCCUAGGCAGAAGGGCCAGCUUAGGCACGCGUAUAUCGAGAAGGUGUGGGGCCCGAGCGGGUGGGAGGAUGUUGAGCAGGAUAACAAGAGGAACUGCAAGUGCUCAACGUGCGGGACGGAUAUCGUCAGCAAGCGGUACAAGUGCGCUAGUUGCCAAGACUUCAAUCUGUGCAUUGCGUGCUACGGGCAGGUGCACGAAGUCCAUCCGUCACAUGCAUUCUUAAGUGUCCCCGACAAGCCUGCGCGGUCCAAGAGCGACUCAGAUAUCCUCGGAUCGACGAGCGCUUCUACAGCGGUAGACUUGGAUCCUGAGGGAGGCGAACCUUCCAUGAAGCAUCCAGGAGUUAAAUGUGCACAUUGCAUGCAGGAUAUCGUUGGCGCGAGGUUCCAUUGCGCCAUAUGUGAGUCCGUGGACAUUUGUUCGAACUGCGAGUCCGCGGGUCUGCCGGGCAAUCUCGAUUCCACGGACGACGGCCAUAACUCCUCGCAUAUCAUGAUCAAGAUACCCUAUCCACUGGAGACGACGGAAGUGCAGACCGCGAGCAAGCGGGCAAAACACCUCUGGAGGUGCCGCGACGCGGCCGACGUCGGAUGCGAUCCUGUUCCUGAUUCACCCCCAAUGUCGUCUUACGCUAAGACUGUUGUCGGCUCGGGUAAGAAGGGCGCUGAGUCGGUUCGAGACACUAUGGAUCAUCACAUCUUAUGCGAUGGUUGCGGCAUGAACAUCGUUGGAGUACGAUAUCAGUGCGCCAGCUGUUCUUCGAGCCCUACGCCAUACAGCCUAUGCGCUCAUUGCGAAGAGCGGUCUUAUCUACUGCACGACCCUAUGCACAUUUUUGUCAAGUUGCCUCGACCCGUCGAUCGUCCCUUGCAGAGCCCUAUGUUCCUGAUCCCCAGAAUAUACACCGAGCCCGUCGGCGCACGAUUCCGCGCGACUCGCAAUAGUCAUCCGAAAGACUAUCUCGACUCUGUGCUACAUACCCACACCUGGUGUGACCGUUGCAUGACCCGAAUCCGGGGUGAAUGGUUCCACUGCGGGUUCUGCCCCAAGGAUUUGUGCAGUGACUGCGAGGCCAUGGACACGCACGAUAACACGCAUGUCUUUCUUGUCCUCAAAGCUCCGGUCGACUUACGGUUCUUUAAGCGAGAUGCCGAGUUCGUGGAUAGCGGGGGCGGAACACCCCGUCCUAUCAUACCUUAUCCUAUCUAUCGUUCAUGAGAUUUACGAUCCAUCUAUAUGCUCAUCUCUACCCGCAUUGUUUUCGCUGUGUAGCUUUUCUGGAUCAUCGCAGCAUUGUAGCAUGUAGCAACAUACACAUACUAAUACAGAACCGAACGCAUCAUCUAACCCUUCUUAAACCCGAGACGACGCCGCUCAUAGAACAAAUCCGUCCGACUGGCUCCCAGAUUCACGAUCUUCGGACAGCCAUCUCGAUCUUUCUCUAACCUCGUACACUCGGCGCAGUAGUAAGCGUCAGAAAUUCCGGGCGAGCCGCAGAUGAUGCAGCGCCCGCCGUAGGUGCCGAAGUUGCAUUCGUCGCAGAUGCGCACGAGGGUCUCUGGUCGGACGUAAGAAUCACAGACCGGGCAUUUCCCGUCGCAUUUCUCACAUAGACGGC
Gloeophyllum trabeum ATCC 11539 is the source of this 3667-nucleotide messenger RNA. RefSeq lists its product as uncharacterized. Gene Ontology annotation, biological process: mitophagy; endosome organization; aggrephagy. The transcript has 15 exons. Gene Ontology annotation, cellular component: aggresome; amphisome. Gene Ontology annotation, molecular function: K63-linked polyubiquitin modification-dependent protein binding; zinc ion binding; protein kinase C binding. Bases 1 to 3267 code for a protein of 1088 amino acids. The record is from RefSeq and is a predicted model, not a curated record. Lineage: Eukaryota; Fungi; Basidiomycota; Agaricomycetes; Gloeophyllales; Gloeophyllaceae.